GAUUGUCGCUGUAGUCGGUAAAUGGACGUUUGAUGUCGUGUAUGUCAAGAUUGUGCUAUUGUGUGUUUACAGUGAUUUAUUGCUUGUAUAUUUAAUCCGAGUUGGAGGAAACACUUUUAAGGAGUAGAUGAAGGUGACAGAAUGUCUCGCAAUAAAGACAAGCAUGAGGGCGCUAGCGCGCGUACCUACCACAUUAUGUCCGAGGCGGAGCGGGCAUCAGGCAGACGCGGUAGCUGGACAACGCUUGAGAUAACAGGAGGUGUCCGCGCUCUAGCGCCCCAACUUUUUCAACUGUCGCACCUCACAGCGUUGUACCUUAACGACAACUCGUUACAACGGAUUCCGCCUGAUAUCAACCAACUGGUCAACCUGCACACACUCGAUAUGUCCAGCAAUAAACUGAGGACACUGCCCGCUGAGUUAGGAGACCUCAUACAGCUCAGAGAGUUACACCUGCACAAUAACUACCUGAGAGUACUGCCGUACGAUCUGGGCAAACUCUUUCACCUCCAACUCCUAGGUCUUCAGGGAAACCCGCUGAGUAAGGAGAUGCUAUCAAUAUACAACGAUAAUAAUGGGACUGCCAAGCUGCUGACGUAUCUACUGGAUAACUUACAAGUUACCGCCACUCUACCACCUCAGAGACCUUGGAUACCCUUAACGAGACCGAAUAGGAGUCGUCCUACUUGUAUAUUCACGGUGAUGUGCUACAACGUGCUGUGUGACAAAUAUGCGACGAGACAGAUGUACGGGUACUGCCCAAGUUGGGCGCUGGAGUGGGACUAUCGGAAAAAGGGCAUAUUGGACGAAAUACGACAUUAUUCUGCGGAUAUCAUAAGCUUACAGGAGGUGGAAACGGAUCAGUUCUACAAUUUCUUUUUACCGGAGUUGAAACAGGACGGCUACGAUGGCAUCUUCUCGCCAAAGUCUCGCGCCAAAACUAUGGCGGAGUCUGAGAGGAAAUACGUCGAUGGAUGCGCUAUAUUCUUCAGAUCUGCUAAGUUUUCAUUGGUAAAGGAGCACUUAAUCGAAUUCAACCAGCUGGCUAUGGCGAAUAGCGAAGGCUCAGAUAACAUGUUGAAUCGAGUUAUGCCGAAAGACAAUAUCGGUCUGGCUGCCUUGUUGAAGACCAAAGAGGCAGCGUGGGAGAAUGGUGAGAAUUGUCUACCAACGGAGACGUCGGCGCUUUCGCAACCAAUCCUAGUAUGCACGGCUCACAUUCAUUGGGACCCUGAGUUUUGCGAUGUGAAGUUGAUACAAACAAUGAUGCUGAGCAAUGAACUGAGAUCGAUUUUGGAUGAUUCUGCGCGUACGCUGCGAUUGACCGGACAGAAGGACAAUGUUCAACUGUUGUUGUGUGGAGAUUUUAAUUCGCUGCCUGAUAGUGGUGUAGUCGAGUUCCUCUCGGCAGGGCGUGUAUCCGCCGAUCACCGUGACUUCAAAGCGUUAGCCUACGCGAAUUAUCUCCGCCGAAUGCCGGGUUCAGAUCACGAGUUCACGCACAACUUCAAACUCGCUUCCGCCUACAGCGAGGACAUCAUGCCUUACACUAAUUACACGUACGACUUCAAAGGCAUCAUCGACUACAUCUUCUACAGCAAGCAGUCGAUGACCCCUCUGGGUCUUCUGGGGCCUCUGUCGCAGGACUGGUUCCGCGAACACAAGGUCGUAGGCUGUCCGCAUCCGCACAUACCCUCAGAUCAUUUCCCUCUACUAGUAGAACUGGAGAUGUGUCCAACGGCGAGUACCAACUCGAACGGACUAAUUGGACGCAGGUAGCACGCAAUCCGCCGACAUGCGGCCGCACAUGGCGCCAAUGCCAUCCACAGGAAUCCUACCCUCUACUUCAAAAAUCAAAACCAGAAGCUGGACAAAAAUCCAGUACAGCCACCGACCCACAACCAGAAAGAUUCAGCUAAAAAUCGUAAACUGGAUGACCAACAUUCAGUUCCUCACCAACCGAUAGACAAGAAUGCAGUUGGGAAUGAUAACCAACCAAGCCGCAAGGACAUAGUAGCCUACCAGAAGAGUCCAAGAAACCAAACUGAAAAUCAUCAGCUUCUAAAAUAUCAAGUUGACCUUAAUAAAUGUGAACACCCUAAAUCAGUAAUCCAAGAAAGAAAGCGACACAAUGUGAACAGAUAAAACUUAGUAAUUUAGGUAUAUGGAAAAUCAAAAUCAUAGACAUCUAGAACUUGACAGUUCGUCACAUUAGCCUAAAGCGGUCUUGACGUUUUACAUCAACGCAGAAAUCACAGUACUCAAAAAUUCCCAAAUUACCCAAGUUAGAAAAUUAACUUUAGUCUAAUCAAUUUUAGAUAAAUUUUGACGUAGACGCUUCAUUCAGCUAGGGUGACGAAUUUUUCACAAUAUUUAGAAUCCAAAUCAUUUUUGUAAAACACUUAUAGCGAACAAAAUAUAGAUUUCUUUAUGUAUAGUACUUAUUAAGUAGAAAUUUGUAAUAUUGGUUUAGAUGUGCAGAUUUCAUCGGUUUGUGUGCAAUUUUAAGUUUUCAAAAUCAUAAGUUGUAUAUGUCAAAAUAAGAGUAUGUAAAAAUCGUUUUGAAGUACUUAAUAUUACUAAAUUCAUUUUGCUGUACUACCUCCGGAAUUAUACAAAAGACAUAGUACAGUACAUUUCUUAGAGCGUCGAUUAGGUAUGUGUAAAAUUUUAAUUAAUUAAAUACUCAAAUUUAUAUUUUUCUUCGCAAAACAAAAAAUUUUAAAAGAUUCUUCCAACAUCCUUGGCGAUUUUCUUCCAUCUCUCUCAGUGAAGUAUAGUGAUGGAAAAUCCAUAUUUAGCUUCUGUGCAAUUAUAGUUUCCAAUCAGAAAAAAUAGUUUUUUAAAAUCAGCUUCGUAUUAAUGAAAUUUUUAGCUUUAUUUCUUCUGCAAAACAAAUGUUUAUAUAUUCUAAUUUCAGUUACCAUGGCCGCUAUGAAGUUCAGUUGCCAUAGUAACUAGACGGUUCCAGUUGCCAUGGUAACCAACAAACAUGGCGAUUUAUACCCGCCUCUUUAAUGCUCAGUAAAGUACAUUGAUGGAAAAUCGAUAUUUAGCUUUAAGACUAUUGUCUGUGCAAUUAUAGUUUUCAAUUAGAAAAAAAAAUAUUUUGGCAGAAUCAGCUUCUUGUUAAUGAAAGUUUUAGCUAUAAUUUUAAUUGUCGUGAAUGUAGCUACAGUUGAGGAAUAUAACGAGGUUACAAAUAUUUCCGUGACGGGUCUGUUUAUCUCGGAUUUUGAAAAUAUCAGACGUCCAUUUACCAAUUAGUGAUAAAAUGAUUCCUCCACUGUAAAUUGUUAGAAUAAUGUGAAUAUGUUUAGUUCUAGAUGGUGUUCGAGGAGACAUUGGAACAAUAUAUUUUAUUUUUCACAAAUUUGAAUUAGUUUUUCACGGUAUAACAAAGUUCCCCGGUACUUUUAUAACUUACAUUUAAUAUAUUUUUUAUUCAACCCUAAUGGCAACUUUAUAACCAUAGAAAUAAUUGUUUAAGAGGACAAAUUACCGAGUUAAAUCAUUGAACUUCGGCCUAAGUCAUUUUUUUUAGUUUUAGCGGGGUUUAGUUGCCGCAUUUAACAAGUUCAUUGUAUGGUGCAAUCAAACCAUUUCUUUAUAAUGAAUGUGUUUAGUCCACAAUGUCUCCCCGAUGGGUGUGUGUAAAUGUCGGUAGUGCAGUGGACGGUGAGCUAUGGUUAAUUGAGGUACAGAGGUUAACUGAUAUGGUUAAGGUUAACUGUGGUACGGUGUUGGCAUUUAGAACAAAGACGAGCGAAUGCUCGCCGGCGGCGAAACUUAGGUUAAUGUCGCAUAUUGUGUACCAACAAACUACUCAGCGAGACUUAAAAAAGACCUUUAUUACCCCUCCUUUUUAUCCCCCUCCGCUCUCCUCAAACCCCUUUUCCUAGUAUUUUUAUAAUCUCUUGUAAGUGGAGUUUUGUAUUGUCUCGUUUCUUUACAAUUAAACCGCUCGCUGCCGCUCAUCCCCCUUUUAGCUCUAAGUAGGUUAUAUAUUGUGACGAUUGGAAUCCCAUGAGUAACUCACGAAUUGAAUUUUGUUUAGUUGUAAGUUUUUUUCGUACGAUUCAGUAUUUGCAGCGCCCUAACGACUGCUUCGAACCCAAAUUCAAUGUAAAUGCAUUUUUAUUAGUUUAGUCCUUUAUCAUUCGGGGAAUGAGAGACAGCGACCGGGUACAUUUAGAAUAGCGGGUAGCAUACUGGCGUAGUACAAAUGGACGUGUGAAUGUGUGAUGCGGUGUGGUGCGUACGUGCACGCUAUCUCAGGAUCGCUUGUCGUUUGACAAAUGCGCGGUGUAUUUUUGGAAGGAUGCGUGUUACCAUUUAAUUGACGUUUCGUGUGAAACAGUUAAAUGGUCACACCCCUGUAUGCAUUGGUCGUAUGCAACCUCUGAUUGUAUGGUUGUGAUCUUAUCGGAAUCGAUUCGUGUAGUUUGUCAGAAAACUAGUCAUCGACGGAGGUUGACAAUUUUGCUCAGGGAUUAUGGAUCUGGAGAGACUAGUACUGCCCGUAUCUUACAGUAUCUAUUGAUUAGAUGUAGUCUUUUUUUUUAGUGAUAUCUGAAUUGUGCUCUGCGCCCGAGUGCAAUCUGUCAAUCUCUUGCGUCGUUGUAGAGCGUUAGUUGACAUCGGAAUGACGUUAUAUUUACUUUUUACAAUCAAAAAUUGGACCACUUCAUAGUUGAAUCUACGCUUAUUUUUUGUCCUUUCCAUCGGAAUUAUAUAAUUUUUAAAUAUUUUUUAUUAAUCAUAUAUUUAUAUCAAACGAUAGGUGCUGUUGUAUUUAAUUUUAAUAUUACACACGAUUGUGAUAAGGCGACUCUCUCGAUUGUUAACGAUGAGCCAAAUCAUGUAAAGGGUAUAUUUGAAUUACUUUAGGAUAAUCGUGGACGAAGUUUUAUAUCAUACAAAUUUUACAACCGACGCUGUAUAAUUUUUCUAAGUACACAGGUAAAGUCAUAUCAUGAUUAUUCUGCGAUUUUUCUAAAUUACUCUAGAUUGUUUAGACGUUCGUCCGUUUUUGAGAUUGUUCUACGUGAAUGCACAAAGUAAGGUUUAGUCUAGUUACACGUUGCGAUGUUAUUUUAUACGUCGUAGGAUAAUUUCUGAAACGGCUUUUAUUGUCGAUGCGCGCUUUGCGUAGUACACAGUUUUUACGUUUCGUGUUUAAAUUAUUUCGCGUAAUUAUUGUUGCAUUUAUUCGUUGACAGAUAUUUUAUAGCGUAAGCUGAUAUGAAGGCCUUAACUGCUUCACUGUACCUGUUGAUGAGAUUUGGCUAAUUGUGUAAAUUUAUGACGUCAUGAUUGCAAUUGGGGUUAUUUUGAGGCUAUUUUUUUGUAAAUUCUGAACAUAAAAUAUAUAUUCAAGUUGAUAUCGCAAAAUUUGUAGUGAAAUAGUGAAACUUAUUAUUGGUUUUUUAAUUCAGUUUAAUAACGGAAACAUUCAAUUGAUUGAUUAGGAAAAGAUGAAUACGUUGCUACUGAUUUGUGAUAUUCAUCUUGAAUUAAAGGCAAUUCUCAAUUUUUAAAACUGACAGUUGUCAAAUGGACAUUAUAAAUAUCAGAAACAUUACAAUAAAAUUCAAUUGAAAAAAAUACCGUAUGUAAUAAUUGAGCUAAUCGUAUCUAAUAAUUGAAAUGUACACUGUCAGAGUUAAAAUAUAUACAUAGUACCAAAAACUUAUACGAUUCUGGUUUAAAUUUACUGCUAGUUUCAUAGAACUGAUUGUAUGAACACCUUUAUUACGUCGUGCUUAGAUUUUACAAUACACGGAAAAUGUUAAUCAGUCCUACUAUGAAGCAAAUGGCACUACCGGAUCACAUAAGCGUUUGGCACUACGGCUCGCAUCACUAGACGCUUGAUAGAAACCAAUAGACGCGCUGAACGCGAUGCAAAACGAGAGCUUUAUAAAUCUAAUUUGUAGUAAGACGUGAUCUCUUUAUUUUAAUAGAAUUUUGAUGGACAAUUUUACUUAAUAGAUCUAGCGGUGUAGCGAAAUAGGAUUGUAUCGCACAUUUUAUUAUACUCUAUAGUUUCGAACUGAUGCCCUCCAAGAAAUUUUGACAUGCAUCAUUAAAACCCUCGAGCCCCUUUAGCGCCGUUCCGAUUGGAAGUAUAACUUUGUGUACAUAAUUGUAUAAUUUUUUUAUGUAAAUAUUUUUUGUAUGAAAUUCCGUUGCCCCCGUGAUUGGGUUUUAAUGAUGCGAUCUAUUCGAUACCGCAAGGAGCCUUCAAGUCUGUGUAUUUAUUUUGUAAAUAUGUGAUUUCGAUUACAAUUAAUGCUAGACAACGAGCGUUGUAUGACAGCCGUUCGGACUUCUGCGCACACUGUCAGUUUUGUUAGGACUGAAGUGGCUACGGCGUAUAAACUGUGUCUGACUACCCUCCUAUUUAGGUAAUAGAGAUUUAUUUUGUAAAAUGUAUAAUAAUUUGUGUAAACUUUUUUAUAUUUGACUAUUGUAUUGUAAAUUUGAAUUAUUUGUGUCAGAUGUCUGUUUAUUCAUUGUAGCCAUCAAUUUUGCGAUGCAUUGGCGUUAAACACGUUUAGCAGUCACGUCUAUACAGAAGUUAAUGCAUAGGAAAACAACUAGAUGGCGCUAUAUUUAAUAUCAGUAUUUUUAAUAUGCAAUUGUAAAAUCUCUUGAACAAAUAUGAAUGGAUGUUAUCUCUUAAUACUGAUGUAAGUAUAGAGUCACUGAACACAGCCUGCGUUCGUUCUAGGUAAUAAGCCUUGCACUAGCCUCGAAUACGAAGGAUCAGACAUUCCACAGGCCCUAUCGAAUUAGCUCAAUGCAAAAGACUGUAUGAGACUUUAAAAGAGAAAUAUCAUGAAUAAAAAAAAAUAUUUUCUGAAGCACCUUAACGACUUUACAAAACGUGUUUUAUGGUGAUUUAAUGAUAAGAUCGCAAUGUUUAACUCACUAGUAUGUAAGGACAAAUGCUUUACGCCACUGUGAUAGACAAUACAAUUAUACCUGAGAGAAAACACCAUAGGCAUUUAUGUGAAAUUUAUUAUUGUCUUAUGAAAUGGAAUGUAAUGUACCUACUCUCAGUUGUGAUGCUGACGGUACUCUAUUUGAGUGCGAACAUAAAAAAUGCAAUAAUAGCAACAUUAUGACAUGUUCUAUUAUACAAUUUUUAUUUGAAGCCUUAUUUAUAGUUUAACCACUUCAUACUACAAAUUUCUUAUGAGUACAUGUUAGAGUUAAGGUCAUCAUUUUCCAUUUACGUCUUGCGUUAUAUUGGUAUACAAUUGCAUGUUAGUUGAGAAAAAAAAUACUAUUGCAAAUGUUAUUCACUAACUCCGUGGUUUUGUACUUUUUAUAUUCAUUUCUCAUUACUUUUGUACCCUUCAUUGCCUUAGUGUUAAAAGCCCAAACUAGAGUACCAUCAGUAAUAAUUAAAAGUACAAAGCGUAUGUGCAGAAGUUUCGCGGCUCGACUGUUCGAGUGUUCGCGGUGUGGGGAUGUGUGCGUGCGCGCAUGAGUGUGUGUAUGUGUGCGGCCGCGCGGCCCGCGUCUCGCUGCUCUGUUUGUUGACACAUUAUGUAUAUUUGAAUGAAUCAAAUUAUAAGAGAAUAUGAAUUUU
Pieris napi is the source of this 7600-nucleotide messenger RNA. RefSeq names its product CCR4-NOT transcription complex subunit 6 (gene twin). NCBI's taxonomy places the organism in Eukaryota, Metazoa, Arthropoda, Insecta, Lepidoptera, Pieridae. Gene Ontology annotation, cellular component: cytoplasm; nucleus; CCR4-NOT complex. Gene Ontology annotation, biological process: nuclear-transcribed mRNA poly(A) tail shortening. The coding region runs from base 142 to 1779 and encodes 545 amino acids. The transcript has 12 exons. Gene Ontology annotation, molecular function: protein binding; poly(A)-specific ribonuclease activity. The record is from RefSeq and is a predicted model, not a curated record.